Messenger RNA from Puccinia triticina, 942 nucleotides. RefSeq lists its product as uncharacterized. The transcript has 2 exons. The record is from RefSeq and is a predicted model, not a curated record. NCBI's taxonomy places the organism in Eukaryota, Fungi, Basidiomycota, Pucciniomycetes, Pucciniales, Pucciniaceae. Bases 1 to 942 code for a protein of 313 amino acids.
AUGAGGACGAUGGCACUUCAAGGGUACUCCAGAUCCUCUCAACUAAAGCGACCUGGCCUCGCAUGGAUGGCGGUUUCAACGUUGAUGCUACUUGGCUCGAAUACGGUGGAGUCGAAUACGCUAAUCGAAUCGUUUGCGAUCCCAAGGAAUCAGAUAGAUGCGCUUCAGAUGCAUGGAGGUCGGUUCUUAUUAAUAAAACAGCCCGAUUCAACCGAAGCCUUGUCGAAAAACAGUUGGGACGACAAGGGAGGCAGUGAUUUGCGAAGCCGAAUGAGAGAGGUCGUAGAGGAGUAUAGCCAUGGAUAUGAAGAAGAUCUCGAGCAGUCAGCGAAGCGGGAGCCAAGCAGCGAAUCGACCGCGAUAGUCUCUAUCAAGCCGAACCGAUUGACCCGGCUCCGGCUCAACCUUAACAGGAAUCCGCUUCCUCAGAAGUUUUCUUAUCUUUUCCUGCUAUCCCAGGACGAGCGACUGCGUGGAUCAAGCGGCCGAGAAACAAAAACGCACGAAAAACUUUUUGACCCGUUUUCGAAUUGGAUCAACUGCUCAGUCACCACUCUGUUGCGUUUGGUUGGACGACCGAUGCUGGAUGACCAGCGAUUCUCCGUCCGAUUCAGUUGGGAUGCAAGUGACCAUGUCGGCCUCCAUCUGGACCUCGACCCUUCCCCCUCUCCCCUCUCAGAUCUCAUGGCCAAUGAUACCCUGACCCCUGCGUUUUUCAACUUGACUAUCACCCCCAAUUUCGACAAAUUCUCCGAUCACCACUCCGCCCAGACCGAUAGUUUUGUCGAUCUGGUGGUGAUUGUUGAACCCCUGCUGCUGAACCUUCUACCCAUGUUUACUUUACUUCCUCUGUUUUCUACCUGCGUCUGCAUCUUGUCAGUCAUUUAUAUUGCUAACGUACCUGCUCGAUUUGAAAAUUUCCUCAAGAGUUCUGUAGCCUAA